This is a messenger RNA of Daphnia carinata, 929 nucleotides long. RefSeq names its product adhesive plaque matrix protein-like. NCBI's taxonomy places the organism in Eukaryota, Metazoa, Arthropoda, Branchiopoda, Diplostraca, Daphniidae. The transcript is spliced from 3 exons. Bases 142 to 789 code for a protein of 215 amino acids. Gene Ontology annotation, cellular component: extracellular matrix. The record is from RefSeq and is a predicted model, not a curated record.
CAACGUUGAUCUGGCGUUAAAGAAAAAAAAAGUGAUGGUCUCUUUGCUAACCAACAAGUGAACGCGUAUAAAAAGGAUUGUUCUCACCGAAAAGAAUCACCAGUUCAUUCCCAACUGUCCUAAGCAGCUCACAUCUCCAACAUGAAGUUCAUCAUCCUCGCCGCUGUUUUCGCCGUCGCUGCCGCCAACUCCUACAAGGCCGCUGAAUACGCCCCUAAAUACGAGGCUCCUAAAUACGCCCCUAAAUAUGACGCCCCUAAAUACGAAGAAGUUACCUACGCCGCUCAGCCCUACAGCUUCGGAUAUGAUGUCCAGGAUAAGGAAUCCUACACCGACUUUGACCACUCCGAGAAGGCCGAUGAGAAAGUUACCACUGGAUCUUACCGUGUUGCUCUCCCCGAUGGCCGCACUCAGAUCGUCACCUACCGCGCUGAUGAGAACGGAUACACCGCUGAUGUGAAAUACGAAGGAGAGGCCCAGUACCCCGAAUACGAGGAAAACCAAUACAAGGCUGCUGCUUACCCUGCCCCAGCCUACCCUGCCCCAGCCUACAAAGCCCCAGCCUACAAGGCUCCUGAAUACAAAGCUCCUUCCUACCCCGCCCCAGCCUACAAAGCUCCUUCUUACCCCGCUCCAGCCUACCCCGCUCCAGCCUACAAAGCUCCAUCUUACCCCGCCCCGGCUUACAAAGCCCCUUCUUACCCAGCUCCCGCUUACAAAGCCCCAUCCUACCCCGCUCCAGCUUACAGCGCCCCAGUCUACAAAGCCCCAGCCUACCCCAAGUACUAGGCCGACCCUUUUCGUUCCUAAUGGAAGUCCAAUGAAAUAUGAAAUGUGAAACUAUUUUGAGUCAAAAGGAAGAUAUUAUGAAGACGGGUAAAUCCUUAACCGUCUGAAUUAUUUAUCAAAUACAAAUUCGACAAAUCAAA